CAACCCUCUCCUCCUCAUCCACGCACCCUCAACGAUUGAGGAGAAAAAGUCCUCCCUUCUCAUUCCCACAGUUUCUUAAUAUCCAAAAGAAGCUUCGCCAACCACCACCAUGUCGAGGAGAUAUGAUUCGAGAACGACUAUCUUCUCCCCAGAAGGGCGUCUCUAUCAAGUCGAAUAUGCUCUCGAAGCCAUCUCCCACGCAGGCACCGCAUUAGGCAUAUUGGCGAAGGAUGGCAUUGUGUUGGCAGCAGAGAGAAAGGUCACCAGCAAGCUUCUAGAGCAGGACACAUCAGCAGAGAAGCUGUAUAUCUUGAAUGACAACAUGAUCUGCGCCGUAGCAGGCAUGACUGCCGAUGCAAACAUUCUCAUCAACUACGCCCGCCAACAGGCCCAACGUUACCUCCUCACCUACAACGAAGACAUUCCCUGCGAGCAACUCGUCCGUCGAUUAUGUGAUUUGAAGCAAGGCUACACGCAGCACGGUGGUCUCCGACCUUUCGGUGUCUCCUUCAUCUAUGCCGGCUACGAUCCACAAAGACAGUUCCAGCUCUACCAAAGCAACCCCAGUGGCAAUUAUGGCGGAUGGAAGGCAACGAGUGUUGGUGCGAACAACGCCAGCGCGCAGAGUCUGCUGAAGCAAGAUUACAAGGAGGAUUGUGAUUUGAAGGAGGCUUGUGGAAUGGCGGUCAAGGUUCUGAGCAAGACCAUGGAUUCUACCAAGUUGAGCAGCGAGAAAAUUGAGUUUGCUACGGUUGGCAAGACGAAGGAUGGGAAAAUUUACCACCACCUCUGGGGUGCGGAUGAGAUCACGACGUUACUGAAGGAGCAUGACUUGGCACGAGAUGAGACCGCAGCGGAUGGGGAUCGAAUAAUCAGCUAGAUCUUCCCGAAGUCCAUUACGGCUAUGUACCAAUAAAGAAUACUUUCAUGGCAGGCGUAGGGUGCUAUGACUUGAUAUCUUGGUUCCCAUUUUCUCGACUCUAAUUUUUUGUUGAACCUUUCCGUUCCAAAUGGUUCCUGGCCCCGAGCCUAGCGGCCUUCGUCUUCAAGCCAUCACAUGUCAAACUUUCCGGCACAGCCAUUUCCUAAUGUAUGAAAUUCAAACAAACGGCCGUAUCUAAUUUUACAUCUCUACAACUCUUCCUCUCCAACCUCCUCGACCGCAGCUCCCAACCCCCCAAGAUCAACAGCAAGAUCUGCCGCAGGAGUGGCUCCUGUCAUGAACCUCCCGUCGGAGCCGAGGACGUUGGAGCAUGGCUGAGGCGACGGUGUUUCCGGGUUGGAAAGGUACGGCUCCGCCUAGAUCGAUCUUUUCAAGAGGGACGCAUAUAUCAGGACCCGCUGGAUUGACUAUGUGGCUGGUACCAG
Molecule: messenger RNA, 1368 nt
Organism: Hyaloscypha bicolor E
Lineage: Eukaryota; Fungi; Ascomycota; Leotiomycetes; Helotiales; Hyaloscyphaceae
Product: N-terminal nucleophile aminohydrolase
Exons: 4
Coding region: 110-880 (256 amino acids)
Biological process (GO): ubiquitin-dependent protein catabolic process
Cellular component (GO): proteasome core complex, alpha-subunit complex; cytosol; nucleus
Source: RefSeq, a predicted model, not a curated record